Messenger RNA from Erythranthe guttata (spotted monkey flower), 1326 nucleotides. Its product is annotated as mitochondrial thiamine diphosphate carrier 2. The record is from RefSeq and is a predicted model, not a curated record. Gene Ontology annotation, biological process: transmembrane transport. NCBI's taxonomy places the organism in Eukaryota, Viridiplantae, Streptophyta, Magnoliopsida, Lamiales, Phrymaceae.
CUCUAUUGAAAAGGUGUUCAAUGCUUCCAUUCUCUCCUCCUCCACUCUUUACAGGUUUUUGAAGUGUUGGUAUUGAAGGAGGAAUGGAGGAACCGGGGCAGCUGAAAAGGGCUUUAAUUGAUGCUUCCGCCGGUGCGAUUUCCGGCGGUAUUUCUAGAACUGUUACAUCGCCGCUCGAUGUGAUCAAAAUCCGAUUUCAGGUUCAAUUAGAACCCACUACACAAUGGGCGUUGCUUCGUAGAGAUGUGUACGGUCCGUCGAAAUAUACGGGUAUGGUUCAAGCUUCCAAGGACAUACUUAGGGAGGAAGGAUUACCGGGAUUUUGGAGGGGCAAUGUACCAGCCCUACUUAUGGUUAUGCCGUAUACUGCAAUACAGUUUACAGUCUUACACAAAUUGAAGACGUUAGCUUCCGGUUCUUCUAAGUCAGAAGACCAUAUCAAUAUAAGUCCGUAUCUUUCGUAUGUUAGUGGGGCCUUAGCAGGAUGUGCCGCCACUAUUGGUUCGUAUCCGUUCGAUCUUCUCAGAACUAUUUUAGCUUCACAGGGUGAACCAAAGGUUUAUCCUAAUAUGAGGUCGGCAUUUGUUGACAUAGUUGAAACACGUGGCUUUCGUGGGCUAUAUGCUGGACUUACGCCGACUCUGUUUGAGAUUGUUCCUUAUGCUGGUUUGCAAUUUGGAACCUACGAUACGUUCAAACGCUGGAUGAUGGUAUAUAAUCGGUAUAAAUCGCCUUACGGUAAUGAAGGAGGCGAUGUAAUAUCGAGCUUCCAGCUAUUCCUAUGUGGAUUAGCUGCUGGAACAUGUGCUAAAGCUGUAUGCCAUCCACUCGAUGUGGUCAAGAAAAGAUUUCAGGUUGAAGGAUUGCCGAGAGAUAGAAGAUACGGAGCAAGAGUCGAGCACCAUGCGUACAAAAACAUGUACGAUGCGCUAACUCGCAUUAUGCAGGCUGAGGGCUGGGCCGGGCUCUACAAGGGCAUCGUUCCGUCUAUUGUGAAAGCUGCGCCAGCUGGCGCUGUUACGUUUGUUGCUUACGAAUUUACUUCUGAUUGGUUAGAGUCCGUUUCGACUUGAUUUUUUUUUUUUUUGUUUCCUCGGUUUUUCGGGAUCGAUUUUCUUUAACCCUUUAAUUUUCUUUUUAAUCAUAGAAAAUUGAAGUGCAUUUAUUGUUUUAGGAACUGCAUUUUGUUUCAAACAUAGGAAUCUUCACAGGAAUAUAGUAGGAUUCAAUUAUGUCAUAUAUAUUUUUUGCAGUGAUAAGUUGGUCAAACUUUCAUGUUGACUUUAGAUCCAUCUUAUUUAAAGGGAUUUUUCUUUUAAUGGUAUA